This is a messenger RNA of Vicia villosa (hairy vetch), 2522 nucleotides long. RefSeq names its product auxin efflux carrier component 3-like. Gene Ontology annotation, biological process: auxin export across the plasma membrane; auxin polar transport. The coding region runs from base 239 to 2092 and encodes 617 amino acids. The transcript has 6 exons. Gene Ontology annotation, cellular component: plasma membrane; endoplasmic reticulum. Gene Ontology annotation, molecular function: auxin efflux transmembrane transporter activity. NCBI's taxonomy places the organism in Eukaryota, Viridiplantae, Streptophyta, Magnoliopsida, Fabales, Fabaceae. The record is from RefSeq and is a predicted model, not a curated record.
CACUAUACAAGUCACACAUUUGUACUCUACAAUUACAAAAUUCACUCUCACUUUCUCUGACACCUUCUCUUUAAUCUCCCAAACCAGUACCAUUACAAGUACUACUCUCCACAGUACCCACCAAAAUUUUCCAGACAUCUCCUUCCAACUCCUACUUAACUAACUAUAACCGUUUUCUUCCCCUCACUCCUCUUUCUCACAUGCCACACUAAACCUUCACUCAAAAACACCACAAAAAAUGAUAACAUUCAAAGAUCUAUACACUGUCUUAACAGCAGUGGUUCCAUUAUACGUUGCUAUGAUCUUAGCCUACGGUUCCGUCCGUUGGUGGAAGAUUUUCUCACCCGAUCAAUGCUCCGGCAUAAACCGUUUCGUUGCGGUUUUCGCCGUCCCUCUCCUCUCUUUCCAUUUCAUCUCGUCCAAUAAUCCAUACGAAAUGAACUUCAGAUUCAUAGCAGCAGACACACUUCAGAAAAUCAUCAUGCUUUUCGCGCUUUCGCUAUGGACUAAGUUUACUAAAAAUGGAAACUUAGAAUGGAUGAUAACCAUUUUCUCAUUGUCCACACUUCCAAACACUUUGGUUAUGGGGAUUCCUCUUCUGAUUGCUAUGUAUGGUGAUUAUUCCGGAACCUUAAUGGUUCAGGUUGUGGUUCUUCAGUGUAUCAUAUGGUACACUCUUUUGUUAUUCCUUUUUGAGUACCGUGGUGCUAAGCUUUUAAUCAUGGAACAGUUUCCGGAAACCGCGGCUUCGAUUGUCUCGUUUAAGGUCGAUUCGGACGUUGUUUCGCUCGAUGGAAGGGAUUUUCUUGAAACUGAUGCUUCUGUUGGCGAUGAUGGGAAGUUACAUGUGACUGUGAGAAAAUCUAACGCGUCGCGGAGGUCGUUUAUGAUGACUACUCCGCGACCGUCGAAUUUGACUGGAGCUGAGAUUUAUAGUCUCAGCUCCACGCCGAGAGGGUCUAAUUUCAACCAUGCCGAGUUUUACUCCAUGAUGGGGUAUCAACCAAGACAUUCCAAUUUUGGUAACAAUGAUUUGUAUUCUGUUCAGUCUUCUAGAGGGCCAACUCCUAGACCGUCGAAUUUCGAAGAAAAUGGCGCAAGUUCUCCGAGAUUCGGGUUUUAUCCUGCGCAAUCUGCGCCUGCUUCAUAUCCUGCGCCGAAUCCGGAAUUCUCUUCUACUGCGAAAACUGUGAAGAGUCAAAAUUUGGUGCAGCAGCCACAACAGCAACAGGUUUCAUUGCAGACUAAGGGCUCUCAGGAUGCUAAGGAAUUGCACAUGUUUGUGUGGAGCUCAAGCGCUUCGCCGGUUUCGGAAAGUGCCGGUCUCAAUGCCUUCCGAAAUUCGGAACAGUCGGAAGAGGGUGCUAAAGAGAUCAGGAUGGUGGUUGCUGAUGAACACAAUCAAAAUGGUGAAAUCAAUAACAAAGGGGAACUUGGUGGGGAAGAGGAUUUCAAGUUCAUUGGAGUGAAGGGAGAAGAACAAGUUGGAGAAGGGCCUAAUGGGCCUAACAAGCUGAGUAGCAAUGCAACACCAGAUAUCCAUCCAAAAGCCACCGGAGUGGCCGAUUCUGGUGUCGGAAAACUCAUGCCUCCGGCGAGUGUCAUGACUCGUCUCAUACUCAUUAUGGUUUGGAGGAAACUUAUCCGCAAUCCCAACACUUAUUCAAGUCUCAUUGGUCUCAUUUGGUCCCUUGUUGCAUUUAGGUGGGGUGUUCAUAUGCCUAAAAUAGUAGAGAAAUCAAUUUCCAUACUGUCUGAUGCUGGUCUUGGAAUGGCUAUGUUUAGCUUAGGUUUGUUUAUGGCUCUUCAACCCAAGAUAAUUGCAUGUGGAAAUUCUGUUGCCUCAUUUGCCAUGGCUAUUAGAUUCCUUACUGGUCCAGCAGUAAUGGCAGCUGCUUCUAUCGCUGUCGGCCUCCGGGGUACCCUCCUUCAUGUAGCCAUUGUCCAGGCCGCACUUCCACAAGGAAUUGUUCCAUUCGUGUUUGCGAAAGAGUACAAUGUUCAUCCAGCAAUUCUUAGUACAGCGGUUAUAUUUGGGAUGUUGAUAGCUCUUCCAAUUACUCUUCUCUACUACAUACUCCUUGGUUUGUAAAAAAAGAAAAUACAUAUUCAUAGUUUGGAGUUGGAAGAUAGUAAACAUGCAUGGAAAUCACAAGUGGAGUAUUCUAUUAUCAAAAGGAGGAGGAUUUUUUUUAAUAAAUAUUUUAUUUGAAAAGUGUCACCACUAACUAGUUAUUUUACCAACAGAAAUUGUCACUCCAAGUCUCAAAAAAAGAAGAAGGAAUUUGAGAAAGUUUGAUAGAUUAAAAUGUUGCAUUCCAUGUUUCCAAGAUGAUGUAACUUUCAAAAGAGAGAAUGUAACAUUGUAUGGGAGACAUAUAAGAGAAAAACAGGGGAAAUCUAGGAUAUGAAAGUGUUCCUUUUCUAUCAACCAUUUGUAUACUUUUAUGAGAAAAAUAUGUUUGGGUAGUAAUUGUGUAGAUGAAAGAAAUUGGAAAUGACAAUGAAGCCUUUUUACCUAA